GCCGAGUAGACAAUGUGAACCGACAGUCGGCGGCGUCGAAGACGUUCCUUUCCCUCUUAAAUGGCGCUCCUAAAUCUAUUUUCACCCUCUGUCCGGCCAAUUGUCCGCUUGUCCGCGAGUGUGUCUCCCGUGUCCGUCCGUUCGUCCGUCAAAUUGUCAGUCCGUCCGGAUUCGUUUGUGUCCACCUCUGUCUAGCCGUCAGUUUGCGGUGCGCUUUCAGUUUUAGCAUUUACUUCUAGCAUAGCUGGCAUUUUUGUAGCAAUUCGUGUCUAUAUGCGAAUACAAUCCAACUAUCUUCAUGCGAAUACGUGGAGUAUUGGCCAUGUAUCUGAUGUUCCUCCGCCUGCUACUCCACUGCACCACCGGUCACACAUUGCCUCAGCGACACAGCCCCCAGCACAAGAGAAUGAUCGAUCCCCGUGAGCUCUUAAACGAUUUUGCUGCAAUCAAGGAACCAGGAACCAGCGAAGUUGCUCCAAAGAAUUCUGCUAGAUCAAUUGCUUUGUACAAUGCUGGUGGAGCGAUGUCAGGAUCAGGAGAAGGAACCGCACCGGGACCGGGAACAGAUAAUUCCAAGUCGGCCUCCAAUAAGCAAUGCGAUCCGCAGGCAAAGUGCAAUGUAAAGACGAUCAUAACCCCCGGAGAUCCCAAGCAGAAAUCCUCAAUGAUCGCAAUGAAAGCUGCACAGGAUGCAAAGGCGGCCAGUGAAGCACAAUCGGCCGCUGGCCAGGCUGCUGCCCAACACAUUAAGAUGGAACUCGCUGAGAAGGCCUUUCAAUCGGCCAAGGCGGCCGAGGCUGCUCUGAUGGGCAAACAGAUGAUGGUCGAUCAACUGGAGCAGGAAGUCCAGGAAGCUAGUGCCGUUGUCGAGGAGGAGUCCAAUUCGAUCCACCACACGGAGGCCAAUAUGAAUGCCGCCGUUGAAGCUGUCAAAGUGGCCGUGCAGCAAUUCGAAACCAUCAAUGAACUGCAGAAGACCGCCAGGGAGUCACUGACCAAUAUUCAGACGGUGGCCAUGGGAUCGCAACAGGAAAUGGCCGCCAAGACACAGCUCCUGGAAGCGGCUCGCAACCGGAUGGCCAUGCUCCAAAAGCAACUGGUGAGUGCCCACGACGACUAUGAGAAGACCAAGCAGGCCGCCUACAAGGCUGCCUGUGCCGCCGUGGAAGCCAAACAGAGGGCUGGACCACCUGUACCACGUUACUAUAUUUUUUAAAUAAAUAUACCUUGGUGCAGCUUUAUUAUGCAAUUGAUCCAACAAAAUUAUUUCCAUUAAACUUUCAUGCUAG
Messenger RNA from Drosophila melanogaster (fruit fly), 1289 nucleotides. RefSeq lists its product as uncharacterized. The record is from RefSeq and is marked reviewed. The transcript is spliced from 3 exons. The coding region runs from base 299 to 1216 and encodes 305 amino acids. Lineage: Eukaryota; Metazoa; Arthropoda; Insecta; Diptera; Drosophilidae.